ACGGUAGACGUAGCCAAUCAGCAUCGUAGAAUGUACUAACACUGUCUUCAAAAAAAGCGCCAAUAAAAGCUUUCUUCUUUGUUUGGCUUCUGAUAGUGUUCACAAUCACAAAAACAGCCAUGAAAGCCUGAUGAUGUCAAUGAAGGUCAGUCAGGCAUUUAGUGACUAUGUACAAUUCAUUUGUUGAUUUCAUUAAAGAAAUUUCAGGACGAAAAUAACCUUGUUGUAGAGUACUGUACAUACAACAAUCUUUCGACAAUUAUCACAGCUCCCUGUGGUCUCUGAGCGCUAUGUGCUUUGUGUAUAUAAUUAGGCCUACAAUCAAUGUAUCCAGUAGCAUUUCAAAAACACUCCCACACAUUGGAAAAGGUCCAAAAGGCAGUGAAGAAUGUACAUCAAUAAAGCUUAUUUUCAAGUACAGUAUAUGGUACAUAUAUUCGGUGGCGGAUCCAGGAUUUGUUAUGGUAGAGAGGGAUUAGGAGAGACUUUUAGAGAUCAACAUAAAAGAUGUUUGAGGUACUAAAAAAUGACUGUCAUCAUAGUUGAUACAGCACAACUAUUGGACUUUUUUUACAAACAAAAUUUGUGAACUGAAUCAAAUCUGGUAAAAUGGAUAUGAUGAUCUACAAAGUAUUUCUAAACCUCCACCAGUCACUGCCUGAGUUGACCUUGGCUAAUCUAGUUUCAUGGAUUGCGUCGGCAAGUAUGAUGUUCGGAGGAAUAGUGCCUUAUAUCCCACAAUACUUAGAAAUUAGAAAGACAGAUAAUGCUGAUGGAUUCUCAACAUAUGUCUGCUUGGCUUUGAUAUUAGCAAAUUUAUUAAGGAUUCUAUUUUGGUUUGGUCAUCCAUUUGAGUUUCCAUUACUAGCACAGAGUGUCAUAAUGUUGGCCACUAUGCUAGUGAUGCUACAGUUAUGUACAAAAGUUAAAGCAAUACAAGAAAUAUCAACAAGGAAGAGGAAGUUCAGUGAUUCUCAUGACGAUCCUUUAAAGACUUCCUCCUCUUCUUGCAAGCUUGUAAAACCUUUUAAAAGGAAAGCUUUUACUGAUUUUGAUGCAAGGUAUUUUUGGCAGUGGAGUCGCUUUAUAGAUUAUCUACUAUUCCUGUCUCUAUUCGCUGUUACCAGUGCUGUAAUAAACUACUUAUUAAUUAGCUUUGUUGUGUAUGUUGAGAUGAUAGGAUUCCUGGCUGUGUUUACCGAAGCAAUGCUCGGUUCCCCUCAGUUCUACAGAAACUUCCAAAAUAAAUCAACACAGGGAAUGAGUGUGCAGAUGGUAUGUUGCUGGUUAUCUGGGGAUAUGUUUAAAACCGGCUAUUUUAUUGUCAACGAAGCUCCGAUGCAGUUCUGGGUGUGUGGAGUACUCCAAGUAUCCAUUGAUAUAGCUAUCCUCCUCCAAGUCUACUGCUAUCGUGGCCAACAACCAAGGCGGUCCAAAGUUGCACCAACACCCUCGUCUGAUCAUAUUUCAUAGUAUAGUGCAAACUGAAAUUAUUGGGUACAUUAAUUUGUGGUAAAAAAGAACAUUUUGAAAGAUAUUCUUCCUGUUUUUCUUUAUAUCAACAGAUAUUUAUUUUGGAUAUAGGGGUGUAUUUUAAAACUAAUAACUCCUAACAAUGCAAGUAGUGUAUACAGUAUACUGUAACAAAAAUUUUACUGCAGCCAGGUAGUUUUUAAAAAUAUUUAUGCUCAUUAUUAGUUAGUUUGGAGGAAUUGCUUUCUAGGGAUUUGAUUUAAUGAGCUUUCUUAUCACAUUUUAUUGUAUUUUGCUGCGUGUGAUGAUGUCCAUGGUCAGCUAACAAAGGGAGGCAAUAAUAAAGUAGAAAAAAUAUGCAAACAUUCUGAAGUUGCUGGAAAUGUGUUAGUUUUUGGUAGAUUUUUGCUUGAUCCUUGGAGUGUGGGAGAACCUUUCUAAGAGACUCCAAAUUUGAGGCUGGCCGUCCCAAAACCAGUGUACUGUUACUAUAUUAUGUUAAAUAGUGUAAUUAGCAUGAUAAUGUGCCAAGACCACUUUUGAAACCGGGAUUUCCAUGGUUUUAGCAGCUUGGUCUCUAAUAAGAAUAAUAAAGAUAAGACAUUAGCUAAUAAGUAUGGGACCACAGAAAAGUGUACUUUAGUACAGUGGCGAAGCGAACGGGACAGGUCAAGCCUGACAGAGCUCGUCGGCAGUCAGACUAAAAAAAUAUAUAAAAAUAGGCCCACGCCAAGCCAACACAUGUCUGUCACAAUCAGAGAGUGUCAUUUCUGGCCACCCAGAUGUUCCUACCGUAUUCUUCAAAAAAUCUUAUUUGGGAGGGGGAAGACCCUCUCAAACCCUUCCCCCAGCUCGGGCCUACGAGCCCAAGUACCCCCUGUUAGACAGCUCAGCCCCCCCAGAAAAUAUAUCCUAGAGCCGUCACUGCUUUAGUACAGAGAAGUAAUAGAUAACUCAUGACCUAUCAUUUUCAGUGGGGGAUCCAGGAAUUGAAAUAGAGGGCACCCAGUGAAGGACUUUCACAGAUGGAGGGUAUAUGCUACUCCAGCCCCACGAUGUGAUUAUGGUGUCUCUAGACGGUUGGAAAUGGCAUUCUUAGCAUCAAAAUUUGUGUAGAAUUUUCUAUUAUUUUCUAUUUUUCUCAACAUUUUUUUUAUUAUUUUGAAAAAUUUAGAGGGGCCCCGGGCCGGCUUCUCCCUCCCACUGAAUCCGCCACUGAUUUUAAAGCUCAUUAUGUGGAGAAUGAGAAUAUAUUAAAAAGUCAAUAUUCAUUUUUGGUGACUGAUGCUGGAUUUGGGAUGGCAAACCUCAAUUGUUUUUAUUGUAUUUGUUGAUAAAUAUGUAUCUCAUAUGAAUAGAUACAUUUAUUUCAAUUAAUAUUGUAUUCAUAUUAUAAUGUGUGUAUUGAUAAUGUUUUAAUUUAAUGUGGAAAUAUAAAUAUAUAUUUAGUGAUAAGACAUUUUAGAAGUAAAAUAAAUUAUUGAUUAGAAGAAUGUACAGUAAGCACUGACAACAAUUAAUAAUAAUAUUGAAUAACUAAUGCUUAUAAUAUGUGGCAAAGACUAGCCAAACCAGUCACUCGUCGCAAAUCAUGUUUCAGAGAAAAUGGCCAAAACAUGCUGGAAUGUCAAAU
This is a messenger RNA of Anneissia japonica, 3106 nucleotides long. Its product is annotated as solute carrier family 66 member 2-like. Bases 610 to 1473 code for a protein of 287 amino acids. The record is from RefSeq and is a predicted model, not a curated record. NCBI's taxonomy places the organism in Eukaryota, Metazoa, Echinodermata, Crinoidea, Comatulida, Comatulidae. Gene Ontology annotation, cellular component: endosome; trans-Golgi network. The transcript has 6 exons. Gene Ontology annotation, biological process: retrograde transport, endosome to Golgi; phospholipid translocation.